AUGGCUCCGCCAGGCCCGCCCAGCGCGGCCAGCGAGACGAGCGCGGCGCGGCACAGAGCGGCGGGGCGGCUCCGAGCGCGGAGAGCGGCCAGGAGCGCCGGGCGGGCGGAGCGCAGCGGCCCCAGCGCCGGGCCCGGGGCACGGCGGGCUCCGAGCGGGCCCCGAGACACAGCGCGCCCCGAGACCAGCACGCACCCCGAAUACAACGCACCCCUGAGCUCAGCACACACCCUGAGCCCAGCGCACCCCGAGACCAGCACACACCCCGAAUACAACGCACCCCUGAGCUCAGCACACACCCUGAGCCCAGCGCACCCCGAGACCAGCACACACCCCGAAUACAACGCACCCCUGAGCUCAGCGCACCCCGAGACCAGCACACACCCCGAAUCCAACGCACCCCUAAACCCAGCGCACCCCCUGAGCUCAGCACACCCCCUGAACCCAGCGCACCCCCUGAACCCAGCGCACCCCGAAUCCAACGCACCCCCGAGACCCAGGGCACCCUAA
This is a messenger RNA of Sturnus vulgaris (Common starling), 510 nucleotides long. The record is from RefSeq and is a predicted model, not a curated record. Lineage: Eukaryota; Metazoa; Chordata; Aves; Passeriformes; Sturnidae.